UCUCGCGAGAGCGAAACUCUCGUCCCUGACAGGCGGGCGUUCAGUCCCGGGGCCAUGGGAGGAGGGGUCUGGGGUCUGAAAUGGAAACGUGUUGUUUUCUGUGGCUGGAGUUGGGGUCACCUCGGCUCCUUGACCAGGACUGCGGAACAGAUAGAGCCGUUUCUUCUGCCGGGAUGGAGAGGGACGGGAGUUGCUGACAGAGGACUGAGGCGGCUUGGGACAUGGAAACGUCCGAGCCCGGCCCGGGGUCCGACCGCGGAGCAGCAGUGGCGGCCGAAAAGCACGAACCCUUUCACGCGUGCACAGGAAGAGGACUGGCGGCGAAGGAACAAGACGGUGCUCACAUACGUGGCCGCGGCCGCGGUGGGCAUGCUGGGGGCCUCCUACGCCGCGGUGCCCCUGUAUCGGCUCUACUGCCAGACUACUGGACUUGGAGGAUCAGCAGUAGCAGGUCAUGGAUCAGACCAGAUUGAAAGCAUGGUGCCUGUUAAAGACCGAAUCAUCAAGGUGACCUUCAAUGCAGAUGUCCACGCCAGUCUCCAAUGGAACUUUAGACCUCAGCAAUCAGAAAUAUAUGUGGUGCCAGGAGAGACUGCGCUGGCAUUUUAUAAAGCCAGGAAUCCUACCGACAAACCAGUAAUUGGAAUUUCUACAUAUAAUGUGGUACCAUUUGAAGCUGGACAGUAUUUUAAUAAAAUACAGUGCUUCUGUUUUGAAGAACAAAGACUUAACCCCCAAGAAGAAGUGGAUAUGCCAGUGUUUUUCUACAUUGAUCCUGAAUUUGCAGAAGAUCCAAGAAUGGUGAACGUUGAUCUUAUCACUCUUUCUUACACUUUUUUUGAAGCCAAGGAAGGGCAGAAGUUGCCACUUCCAGGUUAUAACUGAAGUAGUGUCCAAGUCCUGCUUCAGAUUUGUGAUUUUUGAAAAAUCAUGUGUCUUGAAUUCUCAUUGGAGGAACAUUCUACAGCGUGAACUGAAACUUUCUGUUUUAAGUGGUUCUCCUUUUUUUUUCCUCCAGUGAAUUUAUAUCACUCAAAAUUGAGAGAACAGAAUCAGCUUUUAUCAUAAACUGAUAAGCUUCUAUAAAGCAUGUGAUGGUUUGAUAAUGUACGUAAAAAUUUGAUGGUUUAAAAUAAAGCUGGUGGAAACAAUGUAGGAGUUACUAAGUUCUAAUGACUUGCUCAAAGAUUAUAAGCUUAUUUCAGAUCUAAUAAUGUUUUUCUUUAAGAUCUGAGGCUAUUGUACAUUCAAAAUAAUGAAUAUUUUAAUUACUUUGAAACUGGUAUCAUAGAAUCGAAAUAAAACACAAGUACAUCUACUAGUUUGCUAGCAUUUACCAUCAUAGUUCUAAUUCACUGAAUGUUAAAGUGUAUGGAUAGAAUUGUGAAAGUUUACUAAUAUAUAAGGAAAACUUCCUCUGCAAACAAAAUUCUUUAAAAAAAUUUUAUUAUUUUAAUGUUUUCAAUUACACAUUUAAUAUUUGUCAUUGUAAUUUAUGUAAGUGAAUACAGUUCAUUCAGAAGGUUUAGCAGUAUUUUUCCAAAUAGAAAUAUUAAUUAUAGUAAAAAGGUAAACAUUUAGCAUUAUAAAGAAUCAUAAUUCAAGGCCAUGUGAUGCAAAGUCUAGUGACCUCUUCAGGACACUUGAAAUAUAAUUAAACUACAAUCAUCAAGUCUUUAUUACAGUUCUAAAAAAAAGUGUCAUUUAUAAAGAAGUGCAAAUUGACUUCGACAUUCAAUUUUAGUUAAAUGAAGGCACUCAGUAGUAGUCUUCCUGAAUAAUUUAGUUUCUCACAUUUACUGCUUACAUCUUCAUCUACGUUUAUCACAGCUAUGUGAUGAUUUUUCUGUAUAGGAAGUCCUGUGCUUCAUAAGGUACUGUGAUUAAACUGGUUGACCUAAA
Cavia porcellus (domestic guinea pig) is the source of this 1902-nucleotide messenger RNA. Its product is annotated as cytochrome c oxidase assembly protein COX11, mitochondrial. The coding region runs from base 55 to 885 and encodes 276 amino acids. The transcript has 4 exons. The record is from RefSeq and is a predicted model, not a curated record. NCBI's taxonomy places the organism in Eukaryota, Metazoa, Chordata, Mammalia, Rodentia, Caviidae. Gene Ontology annotation, molecular function: copper ion binding. Gene Ontology annotation, cellular component: mitochondrial inner membrane.